Parnassius apollo (apollo) is the source of this 504-nucleotide messenger RNA. The record is from the annotation of a GenBank genome assembly. Lineage: Eukaryota; Metazoa; Arthropoda; Insecta; Lepidoptera; Papilionidae.
AUGCCGUUUUGUGCCUGGGUGCGAACGGCGUUUCCUCUCGGGGCUCUGCCGGACCCUCAACUCCCACGGCCGGGGGCGCUCAGCCACGCGCUCUGUCGGGCGACGCUCGGCGCUCCCCUGCUGGCCACCGUGCCCCUGGGUUUGAAGGAGUCCCUCCCUCGACGAGGCGGGGGGGUCGUCCCCCCAGGGGCGGGGGGGUCGUCGCCCCCCCCUAAGCGUGUUAAGAGGAACUUCAUGGCCACUCAGCGGUCAGCCAGACCCUUCUCACCCCCGUUAGCUGAGUGGCCGCGACUGGAGUACCACCCUCCCCCCUUUGGUCGGUAUCGGUACUACGAGAUUCCUGCGACCUCGAAUCUGUCCCGGGCCUCAAGGCCGAGGUUCCCCGAAGCUUCCCAGGUCGGCCCGUUCGGUGAUUUCCAACCACGGGUCAUUGAUAUGCCGCCGGAAUGCCGCUUUCGGGACCCCCGGUUCGAGUGCCGGUCCGAUGUAGGCAGCUCCAGCUAG